UCUUUUCUAUCAGUUACACAGAAAUGGUAUUGGAGGGAAAGUUUCUGAUCUAAUCAAAUGGAAAACCAGGAGCCUCUGAACACGGCGGACGCUGCACCGACUGAGCGACAGUCUGUGCUGCGUCAGUUUAAAGUGAAAGGACUUCAAGUGCCUGUUAACAUGUGACUCUGUUUCCCAUCAUGCCUCAGGAGAAAAGGAAGUGGCAGGCUGAGAUUGAAAACAAGAAGCGUCAGCUGGAGGACGACAGGCGAGCUCUGCAGCACCUGAAGUCAAAGGCCCUGAGGGAGCGCUGGCUGCUGGACGGAGCCGGACCAGAACAGGACGAGGUGAAGAGACAACUGGACCAGGAUGAGGCCAAGACCCGGAGCCUGGAGGAGACCAUCAACAGGUUGGAGGAUGAGCUGCUCAGUUUGGAAACUGGAGGCGUUUGUCAGACCAUAACCCAGACUACUGUGUCAUCAGGAGCCGUUAAAGCUGUAGAGGUCAAAGGUCACAGCAGCUGUCAGCCAGAGCAAGCUGCUUCAGGUCAGCUGGUCCAAGCCUUUGCAGAGGUCAAAGUUCACAAAAGUCCUCGGAUGAACAAACCGAGAGAGCCCGUGGACGAGAUGAAGCGAGCGAUGUACUCGGUGGAGAUUAAGGUUGAGCGGGACCGAGUGACGGGGGAGACCCGGGUUCUGUCCACUAACACCACACUUCCCGUUGACCUCUCUCACCAAGGGGUUAAAGUUUACGAGGACGAGAGGAAAGUGGUCCAUGAGAUGAACGGUGAAGACGGCGUCCAGCUGCUCAGCUUCUCCGAGGUCGAGGAGCUCAUCCACAAAGCUGACGAGGCCUCGAUGAUGUCACAGACUGUCACCACGGUGACCUCUCUGCCGACAGCAGAGGUCCAGGAGGAGGCAUGUCCCGAGCAGCCACCACUGCCGGAGCUGCUGCCGGUCGCCUUGGAGAUCACCGGGCUGGAGGCCAAGCCGGAAGGUGAGCCAAGCAUGGCGGAGGCCAGCGCCGAGAACCCCGUCACCAUGGUGUUCAUGGGAUACCAGAGCGUGGAGGACGAAGACGAGACCAAAAGGGUGCUCGGCCUGCAGGGGACGGUUAAGGCAGAGCUCGUUCUCAUCGAUGAUACCGACGGGAAAACAUCACCAGGUGACGGGAGGGAGGAGACAAGCGGUGCUCUGACACCAGCUCUGACUCCACCCGUCGCAACCACCCAACCUCGAUCCUCCAAACCUCCGUCCUCCAAACCUCCGUCCUCCAAACCACAGGCCACGGCAGUGGCGAGUAAUGGAGAGACAGCAGGAGAGGUGGAGGAGGUGAAGGGAGGAGCGGUGGAGAUAAAGAAGGAGAAGCAGCCGUGUAAGUGCUGCAGCAUCAUGUGAUCCUGAAGGGGGCGCUGCUGUCACAUAUAAUCUCAUAAUCUGAAAUAUGAAGGAGGACAAAACUACAGGAACUAAACUCCACCCACUGCCCUAAACCCCGCCUCUAACAACAUGACAUCAUUUCCUUCUUCUUUACUUUUUUCUAUUUCCUUGAACCUUUUUACUUUUGUACUCCUCUCCACUCCCGCGUUUCAUCUGAGACGCCUUAUCGCGUUAGCCUCAGCAUUAGCCAUGGUAGCAUUAGCUCUCUUGUACUUGGUUUCUCUCCAUCAUCUGUCUGCCGAAGUCUUUUUUUAAAUAAAAGUGACCCAACGGGUCGACUCAGCUCAA
Molecule: messenger RNA, 1706 nt
Organism: Larimichthys crocea (large yellow croaker)
Lineage: Eukaryota; Metazoa; Chordata; Actinopteri; Sciaenidae
Gene: palm1a
Product: paralemmin 1a
Exons: 8
Coding region: 180-1376 (398 amino acids)
Biological process (GO): regulation of cell shape
Cellular component (GO): membrane
Source: RefSeq, a predicted model, not a curated record